AUGCACAUAGGCUUUUCGUCAUGUCUACUUCUUCUUCUUCUAUUUGCCACGUGUUUUUUGGUUUCGCCGGUUGCGGCAAAUGUUGCCAUCAUUAAAAUGAUUGUUGUGGGACAACAGAGUGAUGGUUGGUUGAGGGGAUCGAUUAAUGAGGUGAGGCCAGAGAGUACUGUAGAGAGUACUGUAGAUUUUUUCGCGCGAAAAUUUGACGAAUUUUGAUAGUAAAUAAGCCUAGACUUUUGGUUACUGUAGGUCUAACUAGGAAUAUUGUAGUUCCGAUUUUUCUGAACUACAGUAUUCCUAGUUUUGCAAAAAAUUUCAAAGUACUGUAGUUUCUAGUGAUCAUUAGAUUACUGUAGAAUCAGAAGAAUACAGUAACCUUCUAGCCUAAGCUUCUAAUCCACGUGGUUUCUGGGGUACUGUAGAUGAUCUUUUUCCCAAAACAAAAUCAAUAACUUUCAGAGUAGAGGUACUGUAGUUUUGCACAUAAAUUCCAGGGUUACUGUAAUUUAACAAUCCACGUGGAAUAUUUAAGGACCCUAAGGGUACUGUAGGUUUAAUUACUGUAGUGUUCAAAAUUCUGAUUUUUUAAUUUUUUCUACAGUAAAGCUUUUGGAGUACUGUAGCUUUUCAUUAGAGGUACUGUAGAUCAAACCUACAGUAACCCUAGGCUUAUUUGAUCUCAAAAAAAAAAUCGAAAGUUCAAAUUUCGCUUUAAAAUUAUCUACAGUAACCCAAACCUAGCCUUAUUCACUAUCAAAAUGCGUCAAAUUUCUUCGCGCCAAAAUCUACAGUACCCCUUUUGAUUUGCAGUUCUCCAAACUCGUCUCACUCGACAACGAUUUGGCUCCGCAAAUUUUCGAAACCUACAAUUUGACGGACCCCGUCGCCAUUUGCGACUACAUUGGAAAUGUGGAUCGCGAAAAAUCGCAAAGCGAUUUUAUUUUGGUCGUUAAAAAGUGAGUUUGCUCCCCUAAUUUUUUGAAUUUCAAAAUUUACGCGCCUAAAAAAUAUUGCGGGAAAUUGAAAAAUUCAAAUUUUUUCCUUUCAGAAAAGCCGACAUGAGUUUGGAAUGCGAUCCCGAGUGGGGAAAAUCGAAUUUCGCAAUUCUCAACAUCAAAUCUGAGCCCGGCCAAAUUGGAGACAUCAUUUUCAAAUCGACUGAAAAUCUGAAAUUUAAUCUCCAGCCUGAAAAUAUCCAAGAUCCUGCUCAACUUUUGACAAAAAUCAAGGAAAAACAAAAGGUUGUGCAAACUUCGCAGAUUCCGGAUGAAUAUCCGUUUAAGGCGGUGAGUUUUGGGGCGGGAUUACUGUAGUUUCCAGAUUUACCAAACUACAGUAUAGUUUUUCUACAGUACUCUCUUUGAUUUUUAAAAGAUUGCAGUAGUUUCACAAAAGUUUCAGAACAAUCCCAAAAUUUAAUAAACUACAGUAAUCCAGAUCAAAAUUAGAUCUUUUUGAGACCAAAUGAGCUCAGAGUACUGUAGAAAAUCCACGUGGCAAAUGAAAAUUGAAAAUUCAAUUUUUCGCGCCAAAAAUUUCACGUGGUAAUUCAAAUUUUUCAAAAAAUAAUUAAAUAAAUUCCAAAAUUUUUGAUCUACAGUAACCCUAAGCACAUUUGGUAUCAAAAAAUGCCAAAUUUUCGUGCCUAAAUCAUCUACAGUACCCCCAAGCAUGUUUGGUAUCAAAAAAUUCGAAAAUGUUGUGCCUAAAUCAUCUACAGUACCCCCAAGCACAUUUGGUAUCAAAAAAUGCCAAAUUUCCGUGCCAAAAUCAUCUACAGUACCCCUAGGCAUAUUUAGUAUCAAACAAUGCCGAAUUUUCGUGCCAAAAUCAUCUACAGUACCCCUAAGCAUGUUUGGUAUCAAAAAAUGCCAAAUUUUCGUGCGAAAAUCAUCUACAGUACCCCUAGGCGUGUUUGGUAUCAAAAAUUGCCAAAUUUUUACAGGAACGCGACCGCCGCAUUCAACAACGCAUCUACAUGGCGUGCAUCUCGAUUCUCGUCCUCUCAGUCGUCGCCCUUUUGGUCAUUAUGUUUAUGACAAGUUUGUCCAGAUACAAUUUGCGAAAAUCGGAACGUGUCAAGGCGAAAAAAGCGGAAAAAGAGGCGGCAGCAAAACCGCACAUUGAGCCGAAAAAGGUGCGGUUUUUUUGACACCAAAUUCGUCUAGGGUUACUGUAAAAACCCUCCAUUUUUGCAGCCAAUCCAAAAAAAAUCAGCGGAAAGUUCGGAAUUUUCAAAAUCCAAAGAAAACGCGGCGGCUCUUCUCGCCAAAUCCCCAAAGGCUCCACAAAUUUCGGCACCAACUCCACCGGUCGAGAAAAUUCCGCCACCUGGCGGAACCCGCGAAAACUGUCGCCGCUCCAACUUCUGAGAAAUCUGACAAGGCUAUUCAAUCGGCGUCGGAAAAGGGAUCGGACAAGGCGUCGGACAAGCAAAGUGAUAGCGAGGUGGGGCGGGGUUUUGGGGGCGUGGCUUGCAAUUUUGCGGCACGGUUUUUUGGGAGGAUUUUGAUCUACACUUUAUGUUUGGGGAAAUUUGAGCCACGCCCUUUUCUGCAAUUUUGCGGCAUAGUUUUUCAAGGGAUUUUUUAACAUUAAAAUUAGGUCAAAAGGUUUUUGCCGAAAAUAAGGCCACGCCCCUUUUCUGCAAAAUUGCGGCUUGGUUUUUCUAGGGAUUUUUUAACAUUAAAAUUAGAUCAAAAGGUUUUUUGCCGAAAAUUAGGCCACGCCCCUUUUUUGCAAUUUUGCGGCAGGGUUUCUGGAGGUUUUUGAAAAAUUUCAGAUCAAAAGGGAAAUAAGGUAUCUAGGCUUUCAAAAAUUUUAAGCUCCGCCCAUUUUCUGCAAUUUUGCGGCUUGGUUUUUCUAGGGAUUUUUUAACAUUAAAAUUAGGUCAAAAGGUUUUUGCCAAAAAUUAAGCCACGCCCCUUUUUUGCAAAAUUGCGGCAUGGUUUCUGGAGAAUUUUUAUCUACAAUUUAUGUUUGGGAAAUUUGAGCCACACCCCUUUUUUGCAAAAUUGCGGCAUGGUCUUUCUGGUAGGUUUAGAUCUACAAUUUUUGUUUGGGAAAAUUGGAGCCACGCCCCUUUUUUGCAAUUUUGCGGCAUGGUUUUUCUAGGGAUUUUUUUACAUCAAAAUUAGGUCAAAAGGUUUUUGCCGAAAAUUAAGCUCCGCCCCUUUUCUGCAAUUUUGCGGCAUGGUUUUUCAAGGGAUUUUUAACAUCAAAAUUAUGUCGAGAGGUUUUUUCCGAAAAUUAAGCCACGCCCCUUUUUCUGCAAUUUCGCCGCACACUUUUUUUUUCAGAACAAAUCGACACUUUCAACCAGAAAAUCGGACGCAGAUCUUUUCAAACCAUGA
Caenorhabditis angaria is the source of this 3353-nucleotide messenger RNA. Lineage: Eukaryota; Metazoa; Nematoda; Chromadorea; Rhabditida; Rhabditidae. The record is from the annotation of a GenBank genome assembly.